UAUUUCUAAUUCUUUCCAAUCUUUGGCCAUGGCUUCUUUUGCUUCAGUUUCCCCAAUCACUGUUGCCACUCUACCUUGCACCAAGGGCAGAAGCAUAACCUGCCAGGCUAAUGGCUUAUCUAGCAUUGGAGGUCCAAUGGUUAAGGGACUAAGACUUGUGCCCAAGAUCAAGAUCACUAGGGCAGCAGAAAGAUCAUUUCCAAUCCCUAGUUGCCUCAAGACUGCAAUCUCAUGUUCCAUUGCUCAACCAGAGACUCUGCUAACUGUCCAAAGCACAAUUGCCAAGCAACUCUCCAUUGAUGAAAGCACUGUGACUCCCGAAACUAAGUUUGUCGAUUUGGGGGCUGAUUCUCUGGACACAGUUGAAAUCUUGAUGGCUUUGGAGGAGAAGUUUGGAGUGUCCGUUGGAGAAGGGGGAGCAGAGAACAUCUCAACCGUUCAAGAUGCUGCUGAUCUGAUUGAGAAAGUGAAAUCAACUUCAACUUAAGUCGAUGUGAAGGAAAUUAAUUCCUUGCUGUUUUCCAGUCAAGUUUUGUUUUCUAAUUUUUCCCUUUAGAUUAUUAUGUCACAACUCGAACGAGAUCAUGACCUAUAAUUUUCGUUUGGAAUAUGGAAUGGAUUAUGACAAAUAAAUUUAUCAAACUUUUACCCUUAGACUUUUUCUUAGAGACUCUCAGACAGCAACACCUUGAACGCUUCAAGAUAUAAUUCUUCAUCAAUUGCAUAAUUGUGUGUGGUGCAUAUAAGUCAAAGUAUACUUUUGAGCAUGAGGGGUUUUUUUUUUUUUUUUUUUUUGGUGGAUGACAUUUUCUCAAGAAAGGAGCAAUAACAUACUAACAGACACUACACGACACUAGGACUUGAACUCAUGACCUUUCUCC
Molecule: messenger RNA, 881 nt
Organism: Prunus persica (peach)
Lineage: Eukaryota; Viridiplantae; Streptophyta; Magnoliopsida; Rosales; Rosaceae
Product: acyl carrier protein 1, chloroplastic
Exons: 4
Coding region: 29-487 (152 amino acids)
Biological process (GO): fatty acid biosynthetic process
Molecular function (GO): acyl carrier activity
Source: RefSeq, a predicted model, not a curated record